ACAGCCUCUCGUGGACAGCCUUCCCCUUCCUCCGCCGUGCAUCACCGCCAGGCAUUGAUUGACCCGACCAAGUACAGUGCCCCCACGUGUCGGUUUUGGUCUGGGGCUUCGUUCUUGUCAACCGAAGCCUUUGUCCAAGGUCCUCUUGGAGCUGGCUGUUCCAACAGUUUUAACAUCCACUCCACCCUGCGUCACCGACCCGAACCAGACCAGAGCCUGAUCCUGAUUUUGGACACAAUCAGUUCUCCCCUCCUACCAUCAUCCAAGAACUUGGGCAGGUUUCGCUUUUGCAAACAUGCGUCUUCAUCGUCCUUGACCCUCUGCACCACAUCAUCGAUCCCUUUGGUCCCCCGAGGCCGUCUUGUGCAAGACCUGGUCCAACAUCUGCUUUCCGAGCGGGCAGCUUGAUUGACCGUCUUGCGAAGCCUCCCACUGCGACAACGGCCUGGACCGUUGUCGCGUCUUGCCCUGCUUCAUCCCUCGUCCAAUAUCCCCAGUCCAUACCGUUCAGUGCUUGACAAGUGUUGCUGGGCUGUUUCUCCUUCCUGCCGUCUGAUGAGCUGCUUCCCGGCAGCUCGUCUGGCCCAACCCUCUCCCUUUUCUGUUUCGUUUGGAGCACAGGUGCGGCCAUUGUGAUCCCGACGCAAUGGCUGAAGGCAGUCGGUAUCCCGCGGCAGUCGACGUCGCCGCUGCUGAUCCCGACGCUUCCGCGACUGACUUCCUCCCGCUGGAUGAUAGCGACAGCAGCAACUCCCAGCCGUCGCCGAUGCAGGGCCCGGACGGCAAUGGCAAUGGCAAUGGCCAUGACUCCCCGUCCGAUGUGUCCAUGGAGGCCCAGUCCGAAGAUGAAGACGACGCGAUCAUCCCAACACCUCAUACACAUACGGUCCUCACUGAUGCCGCUGUCUCCACGACCUCCCAACCCGUGCUCGAUAGCCAGCCGGCCGGGAGUGUGUCCAAGAAACGCAAGUCCCCAGAGGAUACCUCGCAGCCCGAAACUAGCCCCAACACCUUGGAUUCGGUUAAAAAGUUGAGGUUGGAGCAGUCUGAGGAAGAUUCACAAGGUGACCAACGCUCUGGCUCCGUGGCUGAUAGGUCCGCUCUGCCCGCCGAGAUCUGGCAUCGCAUCUUCACUUUCUGUCCUCCUAGAAUUCUAGGAAGACUACUCUGUGUCAACCGCCUGUUCAACGUGUAUCUUGAUUCUUCGUCCAAGAUACGCUGCGAUCGGCCCAAGUCACCUCCCCGCAGCGCUGUCUCUCCUUUGCAGCCUACUGCGAUAUGGCAGGCCUCAAGACGCCGUUUCUGGCCCAGCAUGCCCAGUCCUCUGCAAGACAAGACUGAGGUCGCCAUGUGGCAGUUGUCUGUCCCUACCACAUGCCAACAUUGCCGUAAGCAAGGUACAGUGCACCAAAAGGACUUGAAGGACUUGCCCGAUCCAUGGCAGUCCGGCCCGGGAAACGACGGCGUUGCCAUCGUUUGGGCAUUCGCAACUCGAUCCUGUGGCGCUUGUCUCCUGAAAGAGUCAAUCAAGGAGAUCGAUAUCCUGCUGUCAUCGUCUUUUCCCAGCACCCUGGCCGCAGCUCUACCCUUCGUAUUCGUCACGCAGGAGCUGAAUGUCAUCCCGCCAGCCACGGUCGAACGGGCUCAAACACCACCGAGCACCUCGCUAACUAAAAUCUUUUGGUCUGAGCAUGUUGAGGCUUUGAAGCAAGAAUUCCUCAGUGUGAAAGCUCUGGGCGCUGCUACCGUAGAGGAAUGGUUGAAAGGUCUAGAAGGCCGUGGCCACGAACGCCGCAGCGACGCCCUUAGGUGGGAGAACUGGGCUGGCUCUGGUGGAUUGACCCAGAUGAGAAAUAUCUUAUAUCCGGGCUACCGACCUUGGGCGCCUGUCACUCUGCGCGCAGCUGCCGGCCCCAAGACGACAGCAGGCCAUGGAUCCAUGGUUCAGAUCCCCGGGCUAAACUCCGCUGGCAGUCACAGCCGCACAGCGACCCCCUCGAUAAGCUCAAGUCAACGGAACGGCAUCACCCCAGAUCCCUUCCGUCGCUCCUCAACUGGGACUGCCUCGUCGUUUCCGCCAGGCCGCCCUGAGAGGACAAAGGAGGAAGUUGCCGAGCUCAAGGCUGCUCGGAAAGCCGAGAUAGAGCGACGAGCGCUCGCGCUUGAUCCGCCUUUGGAGCCGAGCGUCCUGGCUCACAUACCUUCCUUUCAAGCUGCUCUCCAGAUCAUCACACCGUUGGAUGAGCAAGCGUGGGAGCUGCUCAAGUCGCGCCUUCUAGCUCAGAGAGCUGAGGCCGAGCAGAGGGAGAAGGAAAAUUCUGCUCAGGCGCUGCGGCAACAGGAAAUUGAUGACAAGCGUAACCUCGCCGCCGCCGCCAACAAGGAAGCUCGAGAAGCCGUGGACGCUGACUGGGACGAAGUCCAGGCACCAGUGCGAGCGCGCAUCGCCGGCUUUGCUGAUGAGAUUAUCCGUGAUGGCUGGGAGAACGGUGACAAGGUCGACAAGCCCAGCUGUUCCAAGUUCGCGGUGGAGGUUUUGACCUACAUUCGCAAGCGCUUCUAUGCGGAAGUCGCCAAGGACGCAGCAGCAGCUCGAGCAUCCGGGGCCACGCCUGUUAUCGACCCACCGCAAGGCCCGUUUACUCAGAAGUUGACGCUGGAGAACAUGAAGUGGAUUUUCGACAUGAAGAUCAAACCACACACUGAACGACAUCGGAAGGAAAUCUUCCUCUGCAACGGUUGUGAGGUCACCGUGAGGUACUAUGGCUUCGAAGGCGUCAUCCAGCACUAUGCUGCCAAGCACACGACAUCUUUGAGCAUCGGAAACGUAGUCGUGCAUUGGAGAGCGGAGUGGCCAGAGCAACCACCAUUCACCUCAGAGCCAAGGACUGCGAAGAAUAACUUUUAUCAAGGCCAGCAACACCCCGCCCACAAUGCGUACCAUCACGGUCUACCAGCAGCUCCUUCUCAGCCAUUCCAAACCCACCCGAAACCUCCAGCACCGGUCUAUGGAACAGCUCCGCCCUACAGUGAAGGCUAUGGACAGAGCUCGCACACCUCUUAUCCAGCCCAGGGCUAUGGGACACAACCCUACCCUGCCCCAGAUGUAUACCAGCCUCAACCUUAUCCUCCUGCUCCAGGGAACCCGCCAGGCUUUUCGGGUCCUCCUCCUGCGCCCCCAGGCCCGCCAGGGCUCCAAGCACCGCCUGCACCCUACAAUUACAAUUUUGGGGCGUACCAGGCCAAUGGACAGAUUAACUAUCAAGCAGUCCAAACGUCGACAUUUUCUCCACAGCAUCGGGCCCAGCUAGAGGACAUGGCGCGCAUGGCCCGGGAACUCUGGAAUGCAACUUCCAAUAUGAAGGAUACCCUGUCGAUUGUCAGGGUCCAAGUCGUGAUCCAUCAUCUUGCAAAGCGCUUCCACGCAAGAUUUGGUCUUCCAUUGCCUCUGGCGACUUUCAUCGAAGGCUUGUCCGACCACAAGGAUAUGAGACCGGUUCGUAACGUCAACGGUUUGGUAUGCAGGGUCUGCCAUCAGGGCGUAGGUGGCUAUGUCGCCUCUGAGCAAGAACGCAGGUCAUAUUCCCUGCCACAGCUGACGGCCCAUUUCCAAAGCAAGCAUGUGGAACCUUUUGUGCAAAUGGGCCAAUAUGGCCACCCACCUGAGUGGACGGUCGACAUGGUGUUGUUGCCAGAACCCACAGCGGUUACCAACCUACGCUCGGCUGUGAGCAUGGAUAGCCAGAAGUUCCACCUGGUGAACGAGGCGGUUCCACAUCUCUUGGGACCAGUCAACAUGCCGGAUCCCGUACCAAACGUGGCGCAAGCCUACCCGAGCCAGACUGAACAUCGUCAAGGUUACCAGAACGCGCCUCCGAGUGAUCAUGCCGCAUACUACGGACAUGCUCAGGCAAGCGGCUCCUCAGAAAACGGCGGCGCAGGCUUGUAUCAGCAUGCGCCAGCGCCUACUACACAGUAUCCCCACCAGCCACCUGGUACUUAUGACCAUGGCGUGUCUUCUCUAGUCGGAGUCAACUCGCUUGGUCCUAAUGGUCCAGCCCUCCCAGAACCCCCGGCUCCCGUCGCACAACCUGUGCCUGUACCUGUGCCUGUGCAUGCGGCUGCAGCUGUACACACGGCGCUGGGUCGAGAAAAUGAGCGGCGUUCAUCUCAAGGCUUCCGCCAACGCGAGCAGAAUGCUCGUCAAAAUAAGAAGAAGAAUAGGAAGGGUGCCCAAGGUAAUGAUGGAGAUCUAUUGAAACGGAAUGAGGAGGAGGAAAAAAUGGCCGAAGAAGAAGCGGAGCGUGAAGGGGAUGCUAUUCGAGCAAUGUGGGCAGCUGAUAGGGCCCAAACUGCCAGGCGAAGUGCCAUUCCAGAGGGCGACAAGGUCGAGAAGCCGGCGACAGAGAACACACCCUCCCGCCGUAACACACCCGGCAAUGCCUCAGCUCACAAUCCUCCCCAGGCCAAAGGAUCCCAGCGCAACGCUCACGGUGGCAGCGCUCAACGGCCCAAACAUGGCUCGAAACCAGGCACGCCUCAGCAGCGCCAGCGAGUCUAUUCUAGACCUCGAGACUCACCGAGCACAGACGCAGCAUCUCCCCGUGCUGGCUCAGUUGCGCCUAACCCAAGGGACGCAGCCUAUCGUGGCCAUCAGCAUCGGCUCUCCAACGUCAUAUAUAUGGAUGGUAACCGCGAUGAGCCGGAGGACUAUGGACAGUACAAGGAACCGCCCGUCCGGGAUGUUCAACCUCGCAGAUCCCGUUCCCCGGUCUACACGAACUACCGCCCACCUCCAGCACAGCAAUAUCGCCAGAGGAGCCCAGCUCGUCCAGAGCACGAAUACCAACACAUGCCUCCAGCGCCUCCCAGGGACGAUCCUCGCUAUGACAGACCUCCGCCACGUGAUGAUUACGACUAUCGCGGAUAUCCCGAGGGGCCAAUUCCAAGGCAACCUCCCCAAGAAUAUGUCGAAAUCGAGGUUAUCGAAUACCGAAGACCGGACGGGACCACGUGGAUCGAGGAGCGCCCUCUGCGCCGCAUCCCCAACCCCGAAGCUGAAAGGUAUUAUCGCGACGUGCCACCACCUGCAGCACCCUAUGAUCGUGGGGACCCUUAUGCCCCCGGGCCCCCACGGCGUGAACAGCUCCCACCUCCGCCUGCACAGAUGCUCGGGGACCCGUACCGCCCACCAUACGAGAGGGGAUAUUCUCGCGCGCCUGAGGGUCCUCCUCCGCCCCAGCCUGCCGCCGCAGACAGCUAUGACCCCCGGCAUCCUUCUGACGCGGCCCCAAGGCACUUCCAGCCCCCAUCUCGGGUCCCGCCCCAAGGCCCCCCGCCGCCGCCGCGGAAUGAUGCGGCUUUCUACGAAGAGGAGUAUGACCCCCGCUAUCCAGCUGGGGUGCCUCCGCCCGCGAGUGCUCCAAUCCCCACUGGUUCGAGACUGGCCAGGUAUCAAUAAUGUCGAUGGCGCUAUGUAAGGUGGCGGGUCUGCGUCCUGCGUUGACCCCCCGGGAGAAGUGUAUGUGAAACUUG
Molecule: messenger RNA, 5535 nt
Organism: Diaporthe batatas
Lineage: Eukaryota; Fungi; Ascomycota; Sordariomycetes; Diaporthales; Diaporthaceae
Exons: 2
Coding region: 647-5461 (1604 amino acids)
Molecular function (GO): protein binding
Source: RefSeq, a predicted model, not a curated record